Messenger RNA from Cuscuta campestris, 785 nucleotides. Lineage: Eukaryota; Viridiplantae; Streptophyta; Magnoliopsida; Solanales; Convolvulaceae. The record is from the annotation of a GenBank genome assembly.
AUCAAAAAAGUACUCCCUUCACUUCUAAAUAAAUUUUAUAUUUUUCAAUUAUACACUUAGAGAUUUUAGUUUUAAUUUUAUUAGAUGUGUUAAAAUAGAGAAAAAAUACUAAACACAAUUUGAGAUUUCAAGAGGAAGAAGUUUCCAUAUCUCUAGAUUUGAUAGCUAAAAUUCUACGCCUGCGCACCAGAUCCGCCGCCGCAGAUCAAAGAUGAUGCACAUGACCUUCUACUGGGGCACUAGGGUAACCCUCCUUUUCGACUUCUGGAAAACCGAUUCCGCCACCAGCUACGCCCUCUCCUUGAUCGCCUGCCUCGUCGCCGCCGUCUUCUACCAGUACAUGGAGGACCGCCGCCAGCGAUUCAAGCUCGUCUCCUCCCUCGAAACCAGGAAGGCCUCCGAUCAUCCGAGUCCGAUCGACGCGCCACUCCUCCACUCCGUCUCCGCGGCGAGUCGCCGAUUGAAUCUCGCCGGCGCUGUUCUGUUCGCGAUCAACUCCGCGAUCGGGUACUUGCUGAUGCUGGCGAUCAUGUCCUUCAACGGCGGCGUAUUCAUCGCCGUCGUAUCUGGACUCGCCGUCGGGUACCUGAUCUUCCGCGGAGGCGGCGAGGAGGACGUCCUGGUGGUGGAUAAUCCCUGCGCCUGUGCUUGAUUUCCGAUUUCAGUAAUUAUUUUCCCUUUUUUUUUUACCAGAAACCUGUGUUGUUUGAAUCCAUGACGAACUAUUGAUGUGUAUCAUAUGUAUAUACAAAUUUGUAUUAACGAAAUGAAUUUCCGGAUCCAUG